UGCCCUAGCACGAUCGGCUGGUUUGGUUGGCUUCCGAUUUUGGUUGAACUCGUGUGGCCAAUAGUUGGGAUCGAUCCCUGGACAUCGAUCGCGGAAACCUAACCUGGUAUAAAAUACUCGCACCGUGUCAAAUGGCCUAUCAUUAGCUGGCUGCCAUUUGCUUAAUCAACACGCGCAUAGAUUAAAAUAUUAAUUUAGGGACGAAAAACGACGUGGUGGACCAGGUCCUUGGCCACUUCUAGCAGGAUAGGAAAGUGUGAAUAAGAGUGCAAAACAAAAAGCUAAGGAGAGCAGCAAACAAAAAAAAGGAAAAUGAAAUCGUUCACCUAUCUACUAGUGUUGGGCAGUGCUCUGGUGUUUAGUGUCAUUUCUGGUGCCUCGAUAGCUUCGAAUCUGAUUGAAGAAGCCACCCCCAGGAUUGCUUCCUCGGAGCAGCUCAUCUCGUCGAUUGUGAACGAGUGUUUCGAGCAUGACAGCUCCUCGGCAAUGAACUGCCUCAAGGGCAAGGUGCUGGUCUAUUUGGAUGGCCUGCUGGGACUUCAGGAGGAACAGGCUCGUGCCUUCGAGGAACAGAACGUAGAUAAGGUUAUCUUCGACCGGGUUGCCCGUGUUCUGGCAACGAACGAAUUCCGUCUGGCGCUGCCCUCGGAAGAAACCGUCGUUAGUUAUCGGGCCGAUAAGGGUAUCAAGUUCGAUUCGAUCCCGGCCGGACUUGCCACUGAAUCCCGUGGUCAUUUACUGAAGAAGAAACUCCUGCUUCCAGUUCUGCUGUUGCUGAAGCUCAAAAUGAAGGCCCUGAUGCCGAUCUUCGUUGCCCUUAUCGGUCUGAAGGCGAUGAAGGCUCUUAUCCUGUCCAAGCUGGCCAUCACCAUCGUUCUCGGCUUCAUCAUUGCUCAGCUGGUCAAGAAGUCCGGCCUUGGAAUGCCAAUGAUGUCGAUGACCCCAAUGAUGCCCCCAGCCCCAGCUGCUGAGUAUGGAGCCCCAGUUUCAGCAACCAGCGAAGCCCCGACCUCCAGCUAUGGCGCCCCCUCAUGGGAAUCGCAAUCCGGUGGCCCGUACUCCCGCGUCUGGGAACCAUCGACUUCCGGAUCCUCCCACAGUUUGGCUUACAGCUCGUACUACCCAAGUUCCAGCUCGUAUAGCUCGACUGCCUACCACUCUGCCUCUUCUUCGGGUGCUUCACCCUCAUCCUCCUCCUCAUCAUCUCCCCCAUCUUCCUCUUCUUCUUCUUCCAGCUCCGCCCAUGCGUACUGAAAGCAGGAAACAAAUCGCCAUAGAUUGAACAAAUGUACAGUCAAAUUUGGAACCAAAAACUAUCCCAAAAAGAACUUAUCAAUACAAAACAAAAAAAAACUUUCACCAACCGAUCAGAAUUAAUGGACAAAUGGUUAACCCUCCCGAUUGGACGUACCAAUCGUGGAUCGCGGUAUGACUGACUAAUUCUACUUUGAUGCUUAAUGCUGAUAAUUUAUUGUUGCUUACUCUAUUUAAAUUAUUUAUUUGUGUCUCGAAAUGUGCGAAUGAAUUGUAUAAAACGAUGAAUCAAAAGAUGCUC
Messenger RNA from Uranotaenia lowii, 1555 nucleotides. RefSeq lists its product as uncharacterized. The record is from RefSeq and is a predicted model, not a curated record. The coding region runs from base 313 to 1254 and encodes 313 amino acids. The transcript has 2 exons. NCBI's taxonomy places the organism in Eukaryota, Metazoa, Arthropoda, Insecta, Diptera, Culicidae.